GGCCCCAUCAUGAAACCCUCCAUCUCAGCGGGGCCCCCUGCUGGCCUGCUGCUCGUCCUGAUGUGCUGCCCCCUGCUGGGCCUGGUGCAGUCGGCCAGCAGCAAGAAGCCCAGUGAGAACGGACACCCGCACCUGGGGGACUCGGACCCGGAGCGCUGCAUGAGGCACCACUUUGUGGAGACCAUUACACAUCCCAUUUAUAAGUGCAACUCCAAGAUGGUGCUGCUGGCGCGCUGCGAGGGCCACUGCAGCCACACCACCCGCUCCGACCCCCUGAUCUCCUUCAGCUCGGUGCUCAAGCAGCCCUUCAAGAGCACCUGCUCCUGCUGCCGGCCGCACACCUCCAAGCUGAAGGCCGUGCGGCUGCGCUGCUCCGGAGGGACUCGCAUCACGGCCACGUACAGAUACAUCCUCGCCUGCAACUGUGAGGAGUGCAGCUGAGCCGGGGGCGGCGCCGGCCCAGCCCUCCAGACUCUACAGACCCAGCUUUCUCCUUGGCCUCGGACGUUAAUCUAGAGCUUUCCAGAGCGUUUUGGUUGAUUAUUGGAUCAGAGCGUCGCCCCAGAGGACGGCAGCUCAACGUGCUGGUUGUGAUGUUGGGAGUGACAGUUUGGAUCCAUGGUACCACCCUCACCGGGCCUCAGCGUCGACCUGCGGCCCCGGGGACGCACACACAUCAUCUAUACCCUCGCCUCUGUGUGCACUCAAUCAGCGUAAAUCAUCAGAAGCAUAUUUCUCCAGCACUCGAGGCCAAACACCACAAACUGCUGCUCCCACGAGGCGGCUGGAGAGCCUCCUCGCUGCAGAGAGAGCUCAGGAAACCACAGAGCUCCUCACCAAGAUCUGCUCCAGCCUCCAUUAAAGCUCCAUACAGAGCAGCCGGGACCAGGAGGCCCGGGGAGAGCGAGGGGAUCCACAUGUGAGGUUUACUCACCCUAUAAUAAUCUACACGCUUUCAUCUCACUGUGUAAAACACGAGUGGACAGCAGAGCUCAUCACGUGAAGGAAGACGGCUCUGUCGUCCUCUGGGUGGCGCUGUGGACUCAGGCUCUGGAAGCUAUCGCUGUUGAUUGAAAUGUAAACUGUCUCUUUGAAUCUCUGACGCUCCUGUCGACAUUAUUGAAACUUCAGCUGCGAUCAGGAACCUGCUGCUUUGUGCCCGUGGUGAAAUGUUACUAACGACACGUCCAGUGUUUCCUCCUCGCUCCUCGUCUGUGAACAGGAAGUCAAACUGUCGCCAUCAGCCGCCAUUCAAACAUCAACUAAAAACUCAUGAACCUUUUCAAACUCUGUGAAAAGUUCACUUAGAAUUGGGAUAAACAGAUUUUCUUGGGUCACGUUGAAGCAAAGAAAGAACCACGACAUCAUAUUCCUGAAAUCAAAACUUCAUCUGAAAACUUCAUCUUGAAACUUAGAGUCAGCUGAGUUCAUGGUGUUUGAGUCUCUAGCUCUGAAACAUCUCUCUGACUUGAUGUGGUUUGAAUUACACUCUACAGAAUUACCAGAAUAUUAUUUCAAGUUGUGCACAAAUUCAGAUGCAGAAGAUAAUUCACGUGUCCGAUGCUCCGGAGAAUUUAAAGAAAUUUGCUUCAGACUAAGUCCAGAAUAGUCCCUGAAGUCUGAGAGGAGUGGAUCAGAUCUUCUGUCCAAUCGUGUUUCAUCCUGUCAGUCACAGAAGGUGAGAACCCAAACACCAGGCGACCUUCUGUGAAUCUCACAGAAGAUAAUUCAAACCAUGUAAAUUCAUCUUUUCAAAGUAAAAUGCUUCAGGACGUCAGUCCAGCCUCCAUGUUGAAGUUGAGUUUCCUCAGCUGUGAUUGGACGCAGUGAGAAGAGCUGAGACCAGUUAAAACCAGAUUCCCAGCUGGUUUCCUGUGGAGAUGAAGCAGCUCAGGAAACAAUCACAACAUGUAAAUGUGUUUAAAGUUCAGCUUCACUCUCACUGUUUGUUCAGAUCUAAAGUUCACAGAAUCUCUCCAGAGUCCAUCAGACUUGUGUUUCUUCGUGUUUGUCGUGUUUAACGUGUCUGCAUCAAAACAGAGCAAAGAAAAGAAUCAGGGCUGAUAAAUAAAUACAUAAAAACAUGAGAACAUCUGUUCUGGAUCAAUAACCUCGUGUUAGGAGCUCGUCAGACAUGAAUGUGAUUAGAAGCUGCUUCUCGAGGCUGAGUGGGGGAUCGUGUUCAUUUGAAGUGAUGACGUCAGAAGUUCACAGACGUUUGGAUCUGCACCAAGUUACACAAACAUCGGAUUCAUUUCUUCAAGAUCAUGAAUUAUUCUGAGGAAUCAAUUAACAUGAGUCAUUAGAGCUGCUUCCUCCACCAGAGACCAACAGUCCGGUUCAGAUCCAUGAAGCUGCAGCGAGCCCCCCCGGUCACAGACCUCCGUCCCUGAACAUGACGUCUGUGAAAUGUCCUCGUCCUCAUCUGUCCUCCAAGUGUCCUGGAAGUCUGUCCUGUGGUUUUUGUGUAAUCCUGCAAACUAACAAACGAACACAGAUUCAAAUGUGAAUUCCUUGGCCCCGGUCGUGAUUGUGACGUUUCUUUGCUUCCAUUGAGUUUUAGACUCUGAAACAGGAAAUGUAGAAAUAGAAGAGAAAAGAUGAAUCUUGAGAAACGAUGCUUUUCAGGUUUGUGAUCUUCUCUGUGGUGGAUGGACCGAGUGAAGGAGGAGAAUCAUCAGCUGCUUCACGUCUGAGUGGAUUCAUCCAGAGUGAAAACCUGUGUUCAGCCUCUGUGUGUGUCUGUGUACUAAUAAAU
This is a messenger RNA of Platichthys flesus (European flounder), 2758 nucleotides long. RefSeq names its product norrin cystine knot growth factor NDP (gene ndp). The record is from RefSeq and is a predicted model, not a curated record. NCBI's taxonomy places the organism in Eukaryota, Metazoa, Chordata, Actinopteri, Pleuronectiformes, Pleuronectidae. Gene Ontology annotation, biological process: Wnt signaling pathway. The coding region runs from base 10 to 441 and encodes 143 amino acids. The transcript is spliced from 2 exons.